AACCCUCCAAAAACAUAACAAAACAUGUUUUAACCGUUAUAGGUGGUACUUCAUAUCGCUAAGAUAAAAUGGGAAUAUUAAAAGGGAGAUUAAAGUUUUGUGGAUUUAUUAUCACUUUUGUUUUACUUGUGAAAGAAACAAAUGCGGUAUACAAUGAUUCAUCACAAGGAAACGUUACAGGUUGUGGUGAUGUUCCAGACAUUGAUAAUGGUGUCAUUGUUAGUAGUGUCAACUCAACAUAUGGUUCACAAGUGAAUGUGACAUGUGACCAGGGCUUUACUGCGGAUAAAUCAUAUAUAACUUGUCUAACGUCGGGAGACUGGGACAAUGUCACGUGUAUUAGAACCGAAAGUUGUGGUGAGGUUCCAGAAAUUGAGAAUGGUGUCAUCACUAAUAGUGACAACUCAUCAUUUUAUGGUUCACAAGCAAAUGUGACAUGUGAUCAGGGCUUUACCGCUGAUAAAUCUAAUAUUACUUGCCUGUCGUCAGGAAAUUGGGACAAUGUCACAUGUAUUAGAACAGGCUGCAGUGAUGUACCAGAUAUUGAAAAUGGCAGUGUCUUUGUUAUUGAAAAUUCAACAUUUGGUUCACAAGCAAAUGUGACAUGCGAUCCUGGCUUUACUGCUGAUAAACAUAACAUAUCAUGUUUGACCUCCGGAUACUGGGAGAAUGUCACAUGUAUAAGUGCAGAAAGUUGUGGUGAGGUUCCAGAAAUUGAGAAUGGUGUCAUCACUAAUAGUGACAACUCAUCAUUUUAUGGUUCACAAGCAAAUGUGACAUGUGAUCAGGGCUUUACCGCUGAUAAAUCUAAUAUUACUUGCCUGUCGUCAGGAAAUUGGGACAAUGUCACAUGUAUUAGAACAGGCUGCAGUGAUGUACCAGAUAUUGAAAAUGGCAGUGUCUUUGUUAUUGAAAAUUCAACAUUUGGUUCACAAGCAAAUGUGACAUGCGAUCCUGGCUUUACUGCUGAUAAACAUAACAUAUCAUGUUUGACCUCCGGAUACUGGGAGAAUGUCACAUGUAUAAGUGCAGAAAGUUGUGGUGAGGUUCCAGAAAUUGAGAAUGGUGUCAUCACUAAUAGUGACAACUCAUCAUUUUAUGGUUCACAAGCAAAUGUGACAUGUGAUCAGGGCUUUACCGCUGAUAAAUCUAAUAUUACUUGCCUGUCGUCAGGAAAUUGGGACAAUGCCACAUGUAUUAGAACAGGUUGCGGUAAUAUAGCCAGAUACCUAACAAACGGCGAGAUAGAACUGAACGACCCAGACAACACAGCAUUUGGGGCUCUAGCAACCGUUCGUUGCAACGCAAAUUAUGCGCCUGAAUUUCUGACAGUAAUGUGUAAUGCAUCCGGAGAAUGGGAAAAUGCAUCUUGUUAUCCACUAGAAUGCAAUCUGGACAACUUACCAGUAAUCGCAAACGGUGAAGUGAUAUUUGAUUCUAAUGGUAACCAGACGACAGCUUCUUCUGUUAAUGUCAGUUGUAAUCAUGGUUACGCAGCAACGUCUCCAGUAGUAACGUGCCAAGGUGGUGGUCAAUGGCAAGAUAAUGUUUUCUGUGUUUUCUAUGAUCUAGGCGUGGCUAUAGUACAAACAGGUCAGACUAUUCACAAUGGGCAAUAUACGGGCUACUUUAAAUGUGCGUUUACUAUCGCCGAUGGUCUUAAAUACCGAAUCAAAUGGUAUGUGCACGGAUUUGAGUUUUAUGACACCGGGAUAAUAACGUCGACAGAUGCUUCAAUAUCUAUGCUGUCAGAUGACAUGUUUAGUAAUACAGUAACAAGUUAUGCUCCAUUUUCAGAAUUCUUUAACUUACAGGUGAAAUGUUCGGCAGCAGUUUAUGAUGGCGCCGGGGAAACUGAACAUGAAAAUAUUACAAGCAUAGAGAUGACCCCUCUGCAAAUUUCAACAAAUAGCAUAACAAUGAUGAGAGGAAAGGAAGCUACGUUCACAGUUUACCUCAAUUUCCCCUUUGGCUGUUCCACUGACACACCAGAAUGUGCUCUUAGAUUCAUUGUCUACGAUCCAAACGAUUCCUAUCACUGCUAUGACUCAUCUAUAGCAGUUAUACACAGCGACACUUGUGGCGGGAAAGUAGACGGUGCCACUCCAGCAACACUUAGCCAUGUGUCAACAGCAAACACAUUCACAAAUAUAACGAUAACAACCAAAAAUAAUCGCUGGUACCGACUUCGUUGGAGAUUCUCUCUUGUUCUGAAGCUAGCAGCUGUUGGAAAUUCAAAAGCGUUGUGGAAUUCACCAUCAACAAGUGUCUCGGUAACAGUGACAGAAAAUUACUACGCCAGAUACCGAGGCUGUUACUCGUUUGUCGAUCCGUACAUCUACACCUUUGAUAGGAGGUGGUACUCGAAUCAACUGCUUGAGGAAUUUGUUCUGUACCGACAUAAAACGCUUCCAAUCGAGGUUCAAACAGUAACUGCUGGUUGCAAUCGCUGGGCGACAUGCUCUUGUGCAGUGACGGUGCGUGCUGGUGGAGAUGUGUUUACAAUCAACCACUGCUCCGGUCACCUGUCAACUUUCCUUUCGGCAAAGGAUGGUAUUCUGAAGGUUUAUAGAUUAUGGAGCACUUAUUACCGGAUAAUCCUCCCGACGGGAACGGACGUGUAUGUAUAUGUGAUGUCCUACUUUAACUACAUGAUGAAUGUUUAUGUCGUACCGACACCGUCGGACUUUGAGCAGACGGAAGGGCUAUGUGGGAAUUUCAACGGUGAUUUUAGGGACGAUACUAUACUUCGCGGUACAACCCAGUCUGAUCCGGUCGAGUCAAGUUAUGGCUAUUGGUGGUGGUGGAGUGAUUACUUCUUCCCUCAUCAGUUUGCCUAUUCUUGGGGGCUUCUUUUGACUGGGAGGCAAGAUGAAAGCCUUCUAAAUCCUGAUGUUUACGAAAACGUGGAAAGCUGGGACAGUAAUAAGAAAUUAUGCGUUUGUCCAUACGCAAGUUCCGGAAGUAGUUAUGACGCCAUGUGCUCCGCAGACGAAGAAGCAUUAUGUACGGGAUAUGUUUGGCAUUGGGGUACCCGCGUUUCAGCUCAAACAAGGAGCAGACGAGACGUUGAACAUACCCAAAAACAUACCAGUUUUGAAACAGACUUUAAAAAACGAUUGCAAAGGAUGAGAAGCAAAUGGGAAAUAUUAAGAGAACAACAUGUUUCAUUACGGAAGAAACGGGAGGUUAACAACAGGACUACAAUACCGAUCGAGGAAGCAGAACAGAUGUGUGAAGAACAAUUAAACAAUAAUUGUAACACGUACUCCAAGAAAGAUGACGUCAGCGAUGUUGCGGAAUCAAAUGAUACUCUCGAAAACUGUGCACGUGAUACGGCGAUAAGUGGGACCACAGAAUGGGUCACUCCUCAUUGUGAUGCUAUAACUCAGAAAGUUACAGUAGAAAUUGAAAAAGAUGUUGAAUUUGCUGAGAAUAAUACUGAGUUAGUUAAUAAUAUCAAAGAAAACGCAUGUCCAAGUAAUUGUAGCGGACACGGACAGUGUGUUAACCAAACAUGUGUUUGCUUCCAAGACUUUGGAACAGAUCUUUGUCUUUUGAAUCUAACACUCGGUCCAUUGAUUGAAGAACUUGCAGACGAAGGAAUUUGUGACGUCAGUACCGGAAAUGAAUGUGACUUUAUUUUAAUAGUUGGGAAUGGCUUUGUUGAUACUGCAAAAUGUAAAUUGGCAGUCUAUGUGGCUGGAAUUGAUGGUAAUUUCAACAUGACUGAGGAGUUUGAAAUUAAUUGCGCGUACAUCAACUACAACGAGCUAUAUGCCCUGGUGCCCGAAAUUACGAAUUCAUCCGAUAAUACUAACACUACGCUAAUUUCCCGGAUGCUUGGAAUAUCGGUUAGUAACGAUGGUACCAACUUUGGUCCCCAGCAAACGGUUGUCGUGCUUGAUACCACGUGCCAGGAGCGCCAAACAAACCCUAAUAAUGAAACAAUUGUUACUUUGAAGUCAGGAUACUGUUUCAUAGUAGCCACGUGCUAUACUGCAGGUACUUACCUAAAUGGAAGUUCGUGUGCCAAGUGUGACACUUCACAGAAUUUAUUUGUUUGGACGGACGUAUGCGACAACGACGAUGAUGCAAACGAGAAUUAUUUGAUCAUUGUCUUAAGCAGUGUUGGCGGCGUUAUACUGCUAGCCGCAGCCGUUGCUCUUGUUGUUUUAAUUAAACUCCACCUGAAGGCAAAAGCGGCCAGGACAAUAUUUCCCUUAGUGGACACAUCGCUUGGACCAUCUAAGAUGACUUUCUUGUACCGUAAAAACAGUAACGUUGCGGUCGUUGAACAUCCUUUGGGAACGAAUAAGGCAAGAAGACCGUCUGCGGCAGAAUAUUUCUCAAAUGACGAGGUCUUUCCCAAUUCUUCAAAGGAAAUGACGUCAGAUAAUUGGUAGGAAGUCGUCUGCUAAGUGGGAGAAUUGAAAUUUAGAAAAGAACUUUAUAGUGUAUGUUUUAAUGUGCUUUUCUAGAUAUUGAAAGUUGUUGCUCACAAGCAACGUCAAACCAUUCUAUGAAAAUUGUUUCAAGAUAUUUCAUGUGCAAAAGAAUGGUUUCAAUAUUACUGAAUUUGUCUAUAUAUUUCUAUAUUUCACUGUAUAUUUCUAUCAACGUUUUUGAGAUAACGCUGCAUUUUGUGUAUAGUUUUGUGUAAAUUAUAAAAAGUACUCCUUUUUAUUUACUAAAUUGUUCUAUCUAUACGUUUAUUUAAUAAGAAAAAAACUAACAUUUUAGUCAAUUCCCAUUUUCCAUUUUAAGCUCACCUUAGCAUGCUCAGGGUGAGCUUUUAGGAUCGAUGAUUGUCCGUCGUCCUUCCGUCGUCCGUUCACAUUUAGUUGUUAACACUCUAACGGUCGCAUUUUUGCCUCAAUCAUCAUCAAACUUGGUCAGGAUGCUUAUCUAGUUGAUAGCUUGGAUGAGUUAGAACAUGGGUCAUCUCGGAUGAGAAACUAGGACACAAGAGCUAAAAAUAGAAAAACCUUGUUAACACUCUAGCGGUCACAUUUUUGCAUCAAUCAUCAUCAAACUUGGUCAGAAUGCUU
Molecule: messenger RNA, 5051 nt
Organism: Ruditapes philippinarum (Manila clam)
Lineage: Eukaryota; Metazoa; Mollusca; Bivalvia; Venerida; Veneridae
Exons: 27
Coding region: 69-4406 (1445 amino acids)
Source: RefSeq, a predicted model, not a curated record